AUGAGAGCUUGAGAAAAUCUCUGCUUCUGAAGUAACAUGGUAACUCAUUCCAGCAAUGGUCCAACUGUGAGAUAUCUAUAGGAAAAGCUCGUAUCCUUUCUGAAAAAUGUCGUCUGGCGAGCGAAAACUGUUGAUUACAUCUGGAGGUGGUGAUCUGGAGUCCCCAGACCUUUCAAUAAACCAACCUGGAGUUUCAGACCCUGCAGCACCGACCAAUUCGUUUUUCGGUGCAACGUUUAUUGUAAUCAAUGCCUCGAUCGGCGCGGGAUUGCUGUCGUUUCCCUAUGCCUUCCUUCAAGCCGGUGUUAUUCCGGCCAUUUUUAUACAAUUGGGUUUUGUUGUAUUUAUUGGUGCGGCGUUGCUGAUCCUCGCCUACUGUGCGGAGCGCACACAUGCCAUGAACUAUCAGCAGGUGGUUGAGAAAUGCUGCGGGACAACGCUUGGCGUCAUCUGUCAGGUGUGCGUUGUCAUCUACUGCUUUGGAGCUUGCGUAACGUUCUUUGUUGUCAUUGGAGAUCAGCUCGACUCCAUGCUGAGAUUCGCAGCAGGUACUCUUGACCACUGGUACCUAGACCGGCGAUUUACCACUUCGGUCGUAUCCAUCGUCGUGGCUAUCCUCUCCUUCUUCAGAAAUAUCAGCUAUCUCAGCAAGCCAAGCUCUGCUGGUGUAUUUGCAAUGGUCUAUCUGGUCAUCGUUGUGGUAGUGCGCUACGGAACAAAGACGUACCCACCUCUGGAAACGCCUAUCCACUUUGAGCACAGUUGGUCUGUAGCAUUUGGAGCAAUACCAGUUAUAUGCUUUGGAUUUCAGUGCCAUGUCUCCGCUGUUCCAGUGUACCAUGCGCUGUCGGGACGCUCUGUCAGGCGCUUUGCCGGUGUAGUCGCCCUAGCAAUGGGGCUCAAUACGACCCUGUACACCCUGGCAGGAGCUUUCGGAGCGAUGUCGUUCGGCGAUGGUACUUGCAGUGACAUCCUGGUCAAUUACACGCCGACUGACAAGGCAAUCACGGCUGCUCGGGUUGCACUCGCAUUCAAUAUUGUCACGUCGUAUCCUAUUCUGCAUUACUGUGGCAGGGCUGCUUUCUUCGAUCUCUAUGUCCGCAUUCGGAGCCUUCCCCCCGUUGCUGAUGAGCUUGCACCCGAGCCACCGGCUGAGCGUGUUCGCCGCUACGUGGCAUCGUCCAUCUGGCUAGUGACGUCCCUGCUCAUCGCGAUCAAUGUCUCUGACGUCAAGAAGGUCAUUGAGCCGUUUGGAGGCCUGGCCGCCUGCUUCAUCUUCGCCUUUCCUGGUCUGUGCUUGUUCAAUGUGGCGUUUGACCUAACCGGUAUCAGUGCACGUCGCCGCCAGAUGACGAUUGCCACUGGCGUGCUCUUCUUGCUCAUCGGCAUGUUCAUCUUCGGCGAGAACCUGACUCUCGUAGCCAUGCGAGAUAGCGGUGCCAUUGGUAGCGGGCCACCAUGUGCUUCACUCAAAUCCAACCCUCUCUCCCCCUCUCAUCACCAUGCUGAUAAUUACACGUGGGCGUGAUGGACCUACUCCCGGUAGUAGCAAUCUUUUUUCUUCCAUUCUCAUGUGACUCGACUAUACUUUAUAUUGUACAUGACGUCAUGGUAUUUUCAUGCUAGGUAUACAUGUCGCCAUACCUGAAAUACAUUCGUUGAUUGUAUGAGCAGCCUCUAGUGGCAAAUGUUGGUGAUUUGCCUGCUAGGAGUUGCCUUGAUUUUAUCCAAACUCUGUUUCUUCUCUUUGAUAGACAUGUUGCUACAUUGUACCAUCCUUCUAUUUAUUCUAGUUUCUGUAUUUUUUUAAUUGAUCUGCAUUGUCGGCUACAACUACCUGCUGGUCAGGCUAUAGUCUGUCCAUUCCAUGCAAAUAAUAAUUUUGAGAACUCAUCAGUCUAACUGAGUCUCAGGUGAACCAUGAUUAUUUUUGGAGGAGUCAUUGACCCACUUGCUCUGAUAUUUUUAAACACAUUC
Molecule: messenger RNA, 1977 nt
Organism: Sycon ciliatum
Lineage: Eukaryota; Metazoa; Porifera; Calcarea; Leucosolenida; Sycettidae
Product: sodium-coupled neutral amino acid transporter 7-like
Exons: 8
Coding region: 107-1528 (473 amino acids)
Biological process (GO): amino acid transmembrane transport
Molecular function (GO): L-amino acid transmembrane transporter activity
Source: RefSeq, a predicted model, not a curated record